Messenger RNA from Dracunculus medinensis (Guinea worm), 252 nucleotides. NCBI's taxonomy places the organism in Eukaryota, Metazoa, Nematoda, Chromadorea, Rhabditida, Dracunculidae. The record is from the annotation of a GenBank genome assembly.
AUGUUGUCUGUCCUCCCAAUAUCUAAACAAACGAUUUUGGCUUUAGAGAUGACUCGAUUCGACAUCGUUUCGAGGCGUAAUCGAAUCGAUAUGGUUCUCAAUCUCAGUUCCAGCAGUUUGUUUCGUUUUCAGAAUUAUCCACAAGCUAUCGUCGACUUUAUACAAAGGGAGAAUCCUCCUUUCGAACAUAUGCUGAAAGUAUUACCAUUAUUUUAUUGCAAAAACACGCCAAAAAACAUGAAUUCAAUAUAA